This is a messenger RNA of Neltuma alba, 1608 nucleotides long. RefSeq names its product RHOMBOID-like protein 13. The record is from RefSeq and is a predicted model, not a curated record. The transcript is spliced from 2 exons. Bases 438 to 1253 code for a protein of 271 amino acids. Gene Ontology annotation, molecular function: serine-type endopeptidase activity. Gene Ontology annotation, cellular component: membrane. Lineage: Eukaryota; Viridiplantae; Streptophyta; Magnoliopsida; Fabales; Fabaceae.
GAUUUCACAUCUUCAGGCUUCAAUACGAAGCCAACGGGCGGACUCGUUUAUUCUGCUUUAGAAAGCCCCAGACGCCUAUGACAACGAAGAGCUCGAGGCAACUUGAAGCCGAAGCCCUCCUCAUUCAUAGAAUCCAACUUCGUCAGUGUUGGACAUGAACUUCCCUUCCCGCUCGGAACACGAAGAAAGAAUCUUCCUGGUUUGGUUAUCAAGAAAUUUAAUUGUUCAGUUAUUUCUACCCUUCGAGUUCGCAUAUUUUAUUUUUCAUUGAGUGGGCACUUCCUGAUUUGGGGGUUCUGGAUAGUUCCUGAGAGACUCUUGAAUCCGAGAGCAUUGAAACUACCAUGAAUAUUGUUUGUUAAACCGCAGUUAUAUUCUCGGAGUUUGCACAAGAGUGGGCAGCUCAAAGGCUGAGAAAUUAACAGGGAUUUUGGGAAAUGGGGAAGCCUUUGUUUUAUGAGAUCUUAGAAAAACCCGCCACAAGUUGUAUCAUAGGAAUAUGCUGUGCGAUCUGGUUCUACAUACAGAAGAAAAAUAUCGGCUAUUCUCAUGUUGGACUUAGUUAUGAGACUGCCAUGGAAGGGCAUUAUUGGAGGAUAAUCACUUCGGCAUUUUCCCAUGUAAGUGUUCUUCAUCUUGUUUUUAACAUGAGCGCGCUUUGGAGCCUUGGGGUAGUAGAGCAGCUAGGGCACUUGGGCCUGGGUGUUGAGUACUAUUUACAGUAUACACUUGUCAUGGUUGUAUUAUCGGGAGUGCUAGUUCUUGGCAUGUACCACGUAUUAAUCCAAAGAUUUAAGCUGGAGCACUUUCGCAGAGUGACGGCUGUUGGGUAUUCCUGUGUUGUUUUCGGGUGGAUGACAAUCCUUUCGGUGAAGCAACCUUCUUCCAAGCUGGAUCUAUUUGGUUUUCUUUCACUUCCCAUCAGUUUUGCACCGUUUGAAUCGCUUGUUUUCACUUCAAUCAUUGUUCCCCAAGCGAGUUUCCUUGGCCAUUUAUCAGGAAUUAUUGUUGGAUAUGCUAUUGCUUGGGGUUUGAUUCAUGGGAUGAACAAUUACUGGGCACUUUCCUUAUUAGGUUGGAUUUUGCUUGUCUUUGUUUUGAGUUUGAAGAAAUCUGGUGCAAUUGACCUCAACUUUCUUGAGGUUGAAUCUGUCACAGAUCCAUCAUUACCAUCCGUUCGAUUUUUGGGAUCAGGAAAUGGCAGAACAUUGCAGAUGAGUGCAUUACCAUUAGGAAAUGUUGAACUCGUGUAAUUUGACCACUGUGAAUCAGAUGCUGCCUUGACGUGAUGAAGACUGCUAGCAAUGUGAUCUUCUAUUUCUCUAUCAGCCAAAUUGUUUAUAGCUGCCUCAGUGUCCGUUUCGGAGCUUGCAUCUUUGCUAUCAUGAUAAUGAAUAGUCUCAUACUCAAUUGUUUCAAAUUGUUGUACUGACACUGCCAUCGGAAAUAUGUUGCCAGUGAUUUUUAAUAUGCAUGCUUUCUUUUCGUAGACAAGAUUUUGUUUUUCUAUACUUGGUGGAUCUUUAUGCUUAGGGUUUUGUUUAGCUAUAUGGCGUCAUUUUUUCCUGUUUGGUUGCGGAGGCAAUAGAAAUUCAUUGCUAUAGUAUA